GAAGACGCCGACGACUUCGCAUCGUACGAGCAGUCUCGACUGAUGCUGAGCGAGACGCAGUACGAGCCGUUGACGCCGCCACCAGAAAUUGAAGAAGCGCUUCGACGCGCGAAGGCAGGUCAGCUAGGUGAUUACUAUGAGCCGCCGAGCCCCGCAGCGUCGGCCCCCACGCACCCGGUCACGAGACACGACCUGUCCAAGCACGUCAACUUGUCCCCGAGCGUUCGAAACCCCACAAAGCCCCACCCACCAGCAGCUCCGACCAAAAUUCGAGCUCGCUACGUCGACACCUUCAACUCACCG
Messenger RNA from Phytophthora sojae, 303 nucleotides. RefSeq lists its product as hypothetical. The transcript has a single exon. Lineage: Eukaryota; Oomycota; Peronosporomycetes; Peronosporales; Peronosporaceae. The record is from RefSeq and is a predicted model, not a curated record. The annotation marks the transcript as partial.